AUUCUCUCAAUCUGAAAAGCCAACUGCAAAAUCACAAGUUUCCAACUUGCAGGAAAAUACUUUUUACAUUACUCAAAGAAAUUAGAAAGGGAAGUCUACGGGAAGCUUCCUUCACAAUCUGUCUUUCUCUCUCACAUAGUGAUAUACGACGUUGUGCACUCGAAUUUAUAACAACUCAUAACUUCUCUAUGUAUGUCUUUUCUUCAUCAUCUUUUUAUGCUCUUUUUUUUGUGUGGAAUUCUUUUGCCUUUCUGAAAUCGGAGUUCAAGUGAGUUUGAGACGAACAAUUCUCUAACAGAAAGAAAUCAAUUGGAGGGGACCAUCAGCUAAUUGUGCCCCUAGCAGAAGCACGUCUCACAUGUGCUUCUCAUCUAUGUUCGUAAUAUGAGGUCUUGUCUUCUUUUGCUCUUGUCCUGAUGUAAGCUGGAGCUAUGGAUUUCUACCGUGAGAAGUUUGUGAGAUUUCAAGAUUGGAGAUCAGAGAAAAGUUUUAGUGAGAAAUCUCCCUCUAGUGGUGGAAUACAUCCGAGUAGACUUAAUUCUGCAGUAUACUCAAUUUCAGACAAAUUUCAUAGAGGUUUAGAAGCUGGGUCUGAUAGAAUCAGGAGGUUCAAGGGAUCAUUAAGAUCUUUCUCUUUCGGGAAGUUUCUGACAGAUGAUGAAGGAUCUAGGAGGAAAAUUCUUGAUCCUCAAGGUCCAUUUCUUCAGAAAUGGAAUAAGAUAUUUGUGCUGUCAUGUCUGAUUGCUAUCUCUUUGGAUCCAUUGUUUUUCUAUAUUCCGAUUAUCAAUGGCGAAAAGAAAUGCCUUGAUUUGGACAAGAAAUUGGAGCUUGCUGCUAGCAUUUUACGAUCCUUUACAGAUAUCUUUUACCUCACACAUAUUAUUUUCCAAUUUCGUACUGGUUUCAUUGCUCCUUAUUCACGUGUAUUUGGAAGAGGUGUCCUAGUUGAAGAUUCCUGGGAAAUAGCAAAGAGAUAUCUGGCAUCAUACUUUAUAAUUGAUGUUCUUGCAGUUCUUCCGCUUCCACAGAUUGUAAUUCUCAUCAUCAUUCCAAAGAUGAAAGGAGCAAGAUCUUUGAACACCAAGAAUUUGCUGAAAUUUGUGGUCUUCUUUCAAUAUAUACCAAGGGUUCUCCGGGUCUAUCCUUUGUAUAGAGAAGUCACACGAACAUCUGGCAUACUUACUGAAACAGCAUGGGCUGGAGCUGCCUUCAACCUUUUCCUUUACAUGCUUGCCAGCCAUGUUCUUGGAGCGUUUUGGUAUUUAUUUUCAAUAGAACGUGACACUACGUGCUGGAUAAGAGCUUGUGGAAGUCAAUCUGCAUGUAGAGAUGCUUCAUUUUAUUGCGAGCGUGACCGCACACUAUUCACAAAAAAUCUGACGGACUUGUGCCCUACACAGCCUGCUAAUACAACGCUGUUUGACUUUGGGAUAUUCCUUGAUGCUCUUCAAUCUGGUGUUGUCGAAUCAAAAGACUUCCCUCAGAAGUUCUUUUACUGUUUCUGGUGGGGUCUACAGAAUUUAAGUUCCCUUGGUCAGAACCUUCACACAAGUACUUAUGUCUGGGAAAUUUGCUUUGCAGUUUUUAUAUCUAUAUCCGGCUUGGUGCUAUUUUCGUUUCUGAUUGGAAAUAUGCAGACUUAUCUGCAGUCUACAACUCUAAGAUUAGAGGAGAUGAGGGUGAAAAGACGAGAUGCAGAGCAGUGGAUGUCGCACCGCUUACUUCCGGAAAAUAUAAAGGAACGAAUCAGAAGAUAUGAGCAUUAUAAAUGGCAAGAAACUAGGGGUGUUGAUGAAGAGAAUCUUAUCCAGAAUCUUCCCAAGGACCUCAGAAGAGACAUAAAACGACAUCUCUGUCUGGAUUUACUUAAGAGGGUGCCACUCUUCGAGAAAAUGGAUGAACAACUGCUUGAUGCAAUGUGUGACUGUCUUAAACCAGUUCUUUACACUGAAGACAGUUACAUAGUACGAGAGGGCGAUCCAGUUGACGAGAUGCUGUUCAUCAUGCGUGGUAAAUUGUUUACGGUGACCACUAAUGGAGGAAGGACAGGGUUUUUCAACUCCGAAUAUCUGAAAGCAGGGGACUUUUGUGGCGAGGAACUCUUGACUUGGGCUCUGGACCCUCAUUCAUCGUCUAAUCUUCCCAUCUCCACGAGAACCGUACAAGCCCUUUCAGAAGUCGAAGCAUUUGCUUUGGUGGCUGAUGAUUUGAAGUUUGUGGCAUCCCAGUUCAGACGGUUGCAUAGUAAACAGCUACGCCAUACUUUCAGGUUCUACUCACAGCAAUGGAGAACCUGGGCAGCUUGCUUUAUACAAGCAGCAUGGCGCCGUUAUUGUCGGAAGAAGCUGGAGGAGUCUCUUCGCGAAGAAGAAAACCGGUUGCAAGAUGCUUUGGCAAAGGGCGGGACCGGCUCACCCAGUCUGGGGGCAACCAUUUACGCCUCCAGAUUUGCAGCUAAUGCGCUCCGUGCUUUGAGACGAAAUGGCACGAGAAAGACGAGGAUGCCGGAGAGGAUAUCACCAAUGCUGCUUCAAAAACCAGCUGAACCAGAUUUCACUGCGGAAGACAAAUGAGUAGUACACAUCCUCGUCUGAUUCUUUAAUGUAAUUGUAAUAUAUUAGCCUUUUCUUUUCUUUUCUUUUCUCUUUUCUUUUUUCUAUAUUGCUAUUAUGAAAUAUGAAUCUUGAAUGCCCCAUACAGCUUUUGAUUUUUUUCACACGCGUGCAAUAUGAUAUCAAUACACGGUUACUUC
Molecule: messenger RNA, 2752 nt
Organism: Salvia miltiorrhiza (redroot sage)
Lineage: Eukaryota; Viridiplantae; Streptophyta; Magnoliopsida; Lamiales; Lamiaceae
Product: cyclic nucleotide-gated ion channel 1
Exons: 9
Coding region: 432-2573 (713 amino acids)
Biological process (GO): transmembrane transport; monoatomic ion transport
Cellular component (GO): membrane
Molecular function (GO): monoatomic ion channel activity
Source: RefSeq, a predicted model, not a curated record